Pollicipes pollicipes is the source of this 1386-nucleotide messenger RNA. RefSeq names its product failed axon connections homolog. The transcript has a single exon. Lineage: Eukaryota; Metazoa; Arthropoda; Thecostraca; Pollicipedomorpha; Pollicipedidae. The record is from RefSeq and is a predicted model, not a curated record. Gene Ontology annotation, cellular component: cytoplasm. The coding region runs from base 15 to 923 and encodes 302 amino acids.
CUAGUUGACGCACGAUGGUGCACCGGUCAGCAAUGUCGGCGUUCCGCCCUGGUGCCGUGUGGAGCGGUGUGUCCGAGUGCGCACGCGGCGAGAGCGGCCGUCGCGUGGGCAAGGUGUUGCUGGGCGCCGCCCUGCUCGGCAUCGGCCUCAAAGUGUACGGCCGCUACAGGCGCUACCAGCGCCGGCAGCGCUGGAACCAGGCCGGGAAGGACGUGGUGGUGCUGCACCAGUUCGAACGUGGCACCAACUGUCCCAACCUGUCGCCGUUCGCGCUCAAGCUGGAGACGUUCCUGCGCAUGGCCGGCAUCAAGUACGUGGUGGACACGGACGAGCCACAGGGGUCCCGUGACAAGUGUCCUUGGAUCACCUUCAACGGGCAGGAGCUGUCCGACUCGGAGCUUAUCAUCGACUUUCUGACGCAACACUUCGGAAAACCUCUGAAGGAAAAGCUCACGCCGGCUGAGCAUGCCGUCGGACGUGCCGUGCAGGUGAUGCUCGACGAGCACGCCAUUACGGCCGUGGGCUAUAAACGCUAUGUUAUCGACCGCUGUUCCUACAUCAUGGGGUGUUUCUCCAAGAAGUAUCGGUUCAUGCUCAGGCUCAUGAUGCCCAUAUUCUUCUCAAGAUUGAAGCGUAUACUCUACAUCAUAGGCAUGGGCCGCUUUAGCGAGGUGGAGGCGAUGUUUUUCCUGUAUCGUGAGUUGCGAGCGCUGGAAGAUGUACUCGGCGACAAGCCGUUCCUGCUGGACAACAAGCCUACCACGUACGACGCGGCUGUGUUCGCCGUGCUGACCCAAGUCAUAUACGGUUGCGCACCUGAGGUGGAGCGCUACGUUCGCGCUAACUACGACGCUCUGGUGCAAUACCACGAGCGUAUGAAGGACAAGUACUGGCCCGACUGGGAGCGGUGCCGAGCCGAGUAGAGUUGAGUAGAGUCGAGUAGAGCUGGGUAGAACCGAGUAGAGUUGGGUAGAGUUGAGUAGAGUUGGGUGGGUCCAGGCCGGGGGUCGUCUAGUAUAAAAUAUGGCAGCAACGGCGCACAUUUCACAACUAGCCAUGGGGUUCCCAUGUUAAAACGACCUUCUUCAGGCCCACGGCUUUCUAAAUCUUGAACAUGUAUAUGCAUAAAAAGUGCAUAGAAAUAAAGCUUGAACAAUUCUCUUUCGAUUUCCAAGAUCAAAAGUGUGCGCCGUGGCACUCAUUCUCGGGCUAUCGGGCAAAGCGCAGACCCACGCACGCCCCACGAUGUCCGGGCGUGGGAUCGAAUCCCGCUGCCGUCAACUCUUCAGAGGGGUUGAGAUGGAACACGGAGUGAAUACGGCAACUAACUGGCGUUAGAACUAUUGAGUGCAACAUUGUUCUGAUUAUAUAUAAACGUAUAUAUAU